CAUUGUACUUGAAUAUUGAAAUUGUAUAUAUUUUGAAAAAUGCCACUGCAAUGUCGGACAUGCGGUGGCUUAACUUACAAAUCGAACUCAAAAAAUCUGUUCGAAGCAAAGAAUGCUCCUCUGUUGGAUGAAAUAGAGCUUUUCCUGGGUACACAGCUUGUCAACAAACCCGAAUUGCCGACGUGCAUUUGCGUUUUGUGCGUGCUUGAUUUGAAUCAAGUUAUAAUUUUUCGUGAGCGUUGCGUUAGGACUCAAAAAUUGUUUCUUAAUCAGUACAAUGAUCGGAAGGUAACAGCAAUACCUGUGCCUGACACAGAAUAUGACGAUGACUAUGAUGACAACGAGGAAAUAAGUCAAGAAGUUUAUAAUGAGGUAGCAGCUUUAGAAGCGGCAAACCAAGAUGUAGAUGAAAUAGAUGAUGAUUUCGAAGAUGCGCGAGAUUUAUUUGGCAUUCCAGAAGAGGAUAAAACAGCCCAAGAUCCCGAAUCAUUGAUUGCAACAAUGCAAAAGGAGUUUAUCAGUGCCAUUGAUGAAAGCAGUGUCACGAGUGGUGAGGAUGAAGACAAUCAGGAUUUUACGGAUAGCAGUGGCAGCAACGAAGAAAGCAGGAGAAAACAGUUGCCCGAUAGUACUGCCGAAGCCGACGGUCUUCCAUCCAAACCCGCGAAAAGCAAAACCAAUUCGGCCACGAGCUCAACUAAAUACCCUACAAGUUCUGAGAUCGAUACCAACAAAAAGCAUGCUGUGAAAAAGAAAUAUGUUAGCUGGAAAUGUCUCACCGAAGAAGAGAUUGUCGAGCGUAAACGUCAAAUGCGUCGCCGAGACCAUGUCUGUGAUCAAUGCGGCCGACACUUUACCGACCAAAGUAAUUUCAAACUGCACAUGCUUCGUCACACCGGAGUUAAAAACUAUGAAUGCACAGAGUGUGGUAAAAAGUACUAUACGGAGCACUUGCUAUCACUUCACGUACGUAUCUCCCACAAAGGCGAGAAACCUUACGUUUGUAAACACUGUGGCAGGGCCUUUCACAAUAGCACAUCGCGUUCCAUGCAUGAACGCAUACACACCAAUAUUCGUCCGUAUGCAUGCAAGACUUGUAGCAAGACUUUUAACUCAGCAUCUGGCCGGAAACGACACGAAUUAAUACAUACCGGAGAAAGGCCCUAUCAUUGUGAAAUAUGCAACCAGACUUUUCAACGCAAUACUCAUUUAAAGUCCCACAACCGUUCGAAGCAGCAUAGAAAUAAUGAACGCUCAUUAGUUUGGAGUUUAUCACGUACUGAAUCUGAAUAAAAAAAAAUAUAGUCAUUUCUCCUGUAAUCAGUUACGAUUCAGCCUGAAGUAAAAGUGCUUACUGAGACUAUUUAACAAUGUCAUAAAAAGACCUCAUUAAAAUAAAAA
Molecule: messenger RNA, 1401 nt
Organism: Scaptodrosophila lebanonensis
Lineage: Eukaryota; Metazoa; Arthropoda; Insecta; Diptera; Drosophilidae
Product: zinc finger protein 700-like
Exons: 4
Coding region: 40-1293 (417 amino acids)
Biological process (GO): regulation of transcription by RNA polymerase II
Cellular component (GO): nucleus
Molecular function (GO): DNA-binding transcription factor activity; zinc ion binding; RNA polymerase II cis-regulatory region sequence-specific DNA binding
Source: RefSeq, a predicted model, not a curated record